Messenger RNA from Xiphophorus maculatus (southern platyfish), 3054 nucleotides. RefSeq names its product protein phosphatase Slingshot homolog 1-like (gene ssh1b). Gene Ontology annotation, molecular function: actin binding; protein tyrosine/serine/threonine phosphatase activity. The record is from RefSeq and is a predicted model, not a curated record. Gene Ontology annotation, cellular component: cytoplasm. The transcript has 15 exons. NCBI's taxonomy places the organism in Eukaryota, Metazoa, Chordata, Actinopteri, Cyprinodontiformes, Poeciliidae. Gene Ontology annotation, biological process: actin cytoskeleton organization; protein dephosphorylation; negative regulation of actin filament polymerization. The coding region runs from base 342 to 2804 and encodes 820 amino acids.
CUAGGCCAGCCAAUCACAGGCGGCCGCUAAAGCUGCAUGUCAUUUCUGCUCCGCUUUGCUACCUGCAGCGUGUUUUGUUUGUCUGUAUGCCGUGAAAAUCUCUGCGACCGCUGGCUAGAGCCAAACACGGGACGUCUCGCCCCUCUUCGCGCCCAUGAGGACCCCAGGAGCCGCGGAGGAGACGCAGAGCGGGCUUCUGUGGAGUCAGGUGCCGCUGGAUGAGAGGGUCUGACUAGGCAUUAUUUUCUACCCGGUGACAGAGGCAGAAGCAGCGGCGCAUCCUUCUCCCCUCCCUUCCCUGCUCCUCUGCUGCCCUCCGCGGCCGCUGCAGUCCACCAGCCAUGGCCCUGGUGACUCUGCAGCGAUCUCCCACCCCUAGUGCGGCAUCCUCGGCCAGCAGCAGCGCGGGGGAGGAUUUCGGAAGUGAUGAUGACAGGAAAAAUAAUCAGAGCAUCAGUGAAAGCUUCUUCAUGGUCAAAGGAGCUGCCCUCUUUCUCCAGCAGGGCGGCAACACACAGGGACCAAAGACUCCCACGCACCACAAACAUGCAGGUGACUUACCUCAACAUCUGCAAGUCAUGUUCAAGAUCCUGCGGUCUGAAGAUCGCAUCAAGCUGGCUGUGCGUUUGGAAAGCGGAUGGUCAGAGCGCGUGCGUUACAUGGUUGUUAUCUACACUAACGGCCAUCAAGACACGGAAGAAAACAUUGUUUUGGGAAUGGAUUUUCCAGACAAGGACAGUAAAAACUGCUCCAUUGGGAUGGUCCUGCCCCUGUGGAGUGAUACCAACAUUCAUCUAGACGGAGAUGGAGGCUUCAGCGUGAACACAGCAGGCCGGUCACAUGUCUUCAAACCUGUUUCUGUGCAGGCUAUGUGGUCUGCCCUGCAGGUCCUCCAUAAGGCAUGCGAGGUGUCUCGCCGGUUCAACUACUUCCCAGGGGGCAUUUCUCUUACGUGGAUGGCGUUCUAUGAGAGCUGCAUCACCUCAGAGCAAAGCUUCAUCAAUGAGUGGAACGCAAUGACUGACCUGGAGACCACCCGGUCCGAUUCCCCCAACAUGUUCGUCGAUGGACCGACAGAGCGAGAAAGAACAGAGUGUCUUAUCAAGUCCAAACUUCGCAACAUCAUGAUGUUUCAAGACUUGGAGAACAUCACGUCAAAGGAGAUCCGUAAUGAGCUGGAGCAGCACAUGAGCUGCAACCUCAAGGAGUACAAGGAGUUCAUCGACAACGAGAUGCUCCUGAUCCUGGGUCAGAUGGAUAAAGCCACACUCAUCUUUGACCACGUUUAUUUGGGUUCCGAGUGGAACGCCUCCAACCUUGAAGAACUACAAAACUGCGGAGUCGGUUACAUUCUGAACGUUACCAGAGAGAUUGACAACUUCUUCCCAGGGAUGUUUUCCUAUCACAACGUCCGCGUGCACGACGAGGACGCCACUGACCUGCUGGCCCACUGGAACGAUACCUACAACUUUAUUGUCAAAGCCAAGAAGAAUAGCUCAAAGUGCUUGGUGCACUGCAAGAUGGGUGUGAGCCGCUCUGCCUCCACAGUUAUCGCCUACGCCAUGAAGGAAUACGGCUGGUCUCUGGAGAAAGCGUACAACUGCAUCAAGCAGAAGAGGAGCAUAGCUCAGCCAAAUGCUGGUUUCAUGCGGCAGCUGGCGGAGUAUGAGGGAAUCCUCGACGCCAGUAAACAACGUCACAACAAGCUGUGGCGGCCUGACACAGACGAGGAAGGUUCAGACGAUCUGCAAGCGUCGGGUCACAGUACAGGUGGAGAGGAGACGCCGGUUCUCAGAGGGGAAGAGGCCUGGGGAGGCUGCGGGGCGUCACCAUGCCGGGGUCUGGAGAUGGAACCUUUAGACUCUCUCAACUAUAACUAUUACUUCAGACGUUUAUCGGACUCUGCACUCGACAGCGAGCCAUCCACACCGGUGCGGGGACCUCCUCUGUUAGGCAUGGAGAGAGUUUUUAUCGAAAUAGAGGAUGUGGAGAGAGAUGCCCUGCUGGAGGACGAGGGUUUCCCCAUGGCCCACCUAACUCUGCCCGGCGAGGGCACCGCUGCUCAGACAUGCAGCCGCCUCGACCCAAUGGAGGACAUGAGACUGAGGCUGGAAUUCAGCACGCUGGAGGAAGAGGACGAGGAAGAGGCCAAGAAGGAGGAAGAAGAGAUGGCGGCCUUGGCUCAGACACCCGGGAGUUCGGGUGGGAGGAAGACAGGAGAGGAAGCUGAGGGGAAUGAGGAGAGCCAGCUGGGUUUAGCCAACCUGAACACCAACAACAGCAACCGCCUGGCUGCCAAACGUAGCUGUCCUGCAGCUUUUGAUGACAGUGCCAGCGCAGGAAACCCAUUAAAAGUGAAGCCUUCCUAUCAGUCCUGUAAAGACUGCAUGCGUCUACCACAAGGGCGGCGCUGCGACCGUCCAGCAGGAGGCCGUUCACACCGCCUUAACCCCUCCCGCCACUGCACCGUACCCUCCAUAUGCAUAGAUCCUCCUGGGACGCACUUUACUUCAACCCCGGUUCUGUCAACCCCGACGGUCAUUCCGUCUAACUUGGUCCAGCCCUGCACUAACUUCUACCAAUGUUCCAGCUGCACGAUCGGUAGCACAUCCACUCCUGAAGCCAACCAUCAAAAACUUUUCUCACCCAUGAGCUGUGAGGAUACGCCUCCGGACGGCAGCUCGGUGGAGACCGAGGACAUGGAGGAGCCGCAGAACGAGGUCACGAGGCAGAGUAACGAGGCCAUCGAUGUGACUGAAGCCGACGGGCUCAAAUUUGGUGCUGAGAUUGCAAGCUUCCAGUAGGUCCUCCGCCUUAGACCCAAACUGAUGCCUCCUCUCCAUGAAGGAGCUGGCUUAUCACUGCCUCAGCUGCUGUGAUGGCUGUGAAUAUUAGAUGCUGUGGUGUUGCACCAGGAAUGCAGAGGCUCUGCAGUGACCUCUGCUGUUUCAACCUUGCCUCAUAACUUCAGAAAAUAAGUCAGUACACUGCAAAAAAACACAGUUUUUUUGUCUAGUUUCUAGUGAAAUAAAACAGAAUUAACUUACUAAUAAC